AUGGUGCUGCUCAGGCCCUUAGUGCUCCUUCUUGUUCUGAGUGUCUCUGACCUCCACAGCCUCCCCUGGUUCAUGAAUGUCUCUGAAAGCCAGGGCCCAGGCACUAUCCUUGAGUCUUUCUCCUUCAACUGCUCCUAUUACACGCCAACCCUGGAGUUGCUCUAUGUGCAGCCACCCACCACCUUCUUCAACCCACCCAGCCUGACUAGGAGGCAAGGCUCCUACUAUGUAGGCAAGGUCACCCUCAGCAGUUCGGUUUGGCUUGAUGCUCUAGCAGUGAACCACUACAAACUGCAGCUGCGAUUCACAUGUGGCAACCACGUGACAGAGGGGCCGCUGUUUUUGGAUGUGCAGCGGGACCCCAAUCAUAUCCAGUGUGCUGGCCAAUUUGCCAGCCCAGCUGGAGAGAUCAUUCAGGUGCCAGAGACAAUUGCACCAGGGGCCCGGCUGUAUACUCUGCUGCUUCCGGGCCUGGAACUCCAGGGAACUCAGAAGAGCAUCAUCAGUGCCCAGGACCCUCCACACUUUCCUGGAUCUUUCUCCAUCAAUCAACAAGGUUGGCUGCAGGCACCAGCCCAGGGCCUCAAAGGUCAGGCUCAAAAAGUCUUCCAGCUCCGGAUCUUGGUGACCUUCGGACAAGGCAGAAACUGCGAGGGGAUGCUGACAGUGAAGGUUUUACCUGUUCCCUCCAAUGAAGUGUCCUUUCUGAAGCAAGCCCAGAACAUCACCAUUCCUGAGAACCUAGCUCCCGGAAGUGAAGUGGUUCAGGUCCGGGCCCGAGGCUUCGAUGUGCGCUACGAAAUCCUCUCCCCGGUGCCUUGCCAGCUCUACUCCAUUGGACAUGCGGACGGCUUGGUCCGUCUCACCGCGCCCCUGGAGUUAGCGCGGGCCCCAGGCGCGGUGGUCACCAGGCUGCAGGUGAGGGCUUUCGAGCGACUCCGGCCGUGGGCCAGCUCUGAGCUCAAUCUCACAGUCAACGUGCGGUCGGUCAACCGCUGGCCUCCGCGUUGCCUCCCCGCACUGGUGGUGACUCAAAUCCCCGAGACAGCGCCUGUGGGCACUGUGUUGAACAUCCUCACUUGCACGGACCCGGACUCAGCGAGCGCCACCUUCGACUACCAGUUGUGGUUCCAAAACCCUCCCAGCCCGGCUAGCUUCUGCCUUCGCGACAGAGUCCUGGAGGUGAACACUACGCUGGAUUGUGACACUCCUGGGGCCUGUUUCCAGCAUACAGCUUCCAUUCUGGUGUUUGAUGAUGGUCAGCCCCGGAUGACCACUGAGGUGCCAGUACUGGUGAUGGUGACACCUGUCAAUGAGUUCUCUCCAACCUGUGCCCCACGCACGUUCCGGGUCCGUGAGGAUGCAAGGCCCCACAUGCUGCUGGGUUCUGUAGUGGGCAUGGACAUGGAUUACCCACAAGACAGCAUUGAGUACUACACCUCUGAUGGGCCUGCCAUCUUUACUGUGGACCGUCUUAGUGGGGAGGUUCACCUCCUGGGGCCUUUGGACUACGAGCAGCAGAAGUUGUAUAGGCUUACUGUCCAGCUGAUUGACCAUGGCCAAGACCAGGACCCCACCUGCCACCGCUCAGGCUCCUGCACCAUUACUAUCGAGGUUGAGGAUGUGAAUGAACAUGCACCUGAGUGUGAGCCCCCAUUCCAGGAACUCACCAUCCACACAACCCCUGGCCAUCGUGUGGAAGUGACCAAAGUGUUAUGCCGGAUCCCCCAGGAGCCACAGCGCCUAACCUUCUCCUACAGCAUUGUGGGAGGGAAUAGCCAGAGCCAAUUCAACAUGCAAGGUGCUGCCUUGGUGCACAGUGACCCCAUGUUGGGGCCACCCUGGUCACAACAGCCCCAUACCUAUGAGCUAUUGAUCUGUGUGGCUGAUGCAGGCCCCUUCACCCCCCACCUCAGCACCACAGCCACCAUCAUUGUGCAUCUAGUUCCCUGGAGAACCAGCACCGUGACCACCAGCACCUACAGAGCCACUAUGCCCUCAGCGAUGACACCCCUGCUUGUGACAGACACAGAGGCUUUCUGGAAGCCAGAGCCCUGGUUUGUGGUGGUGCUGACAGUGACUGGUGUCCUUCUCCUCUUGGCUCUGAGCUGGCUCCUCAGCAGGCUCCUCAGGGGGGUAGCCCUGGUGUUUCAGACAACAAAUAAGCCAGCCCAGGCUCUGCUGCUGAACAGUUCCAACAUUCAGGGAACUAAAGAGUCCACUGAUGGGUUCAUGGAGGCACUGAGGACAGAAAUAUCCCAGACACCCAACAGCAUCACGAACCUGCAGCCUUUUGAUGGCAGAGCACAGGAUCCCCGUACAGGCAGAGAAUACUUGUUCAACACGUACACAGGAGCCCGGCGCUGGCUCUGA
This is a messenger RNA of Orycteropus afer afer, 2373 nucleotides long. It is a transcript of the gene CDHR4, whose product is annotated as cadherin related family member 4. NCBI's taxonomy places the organism in Eukaryota, Metazoa, Chordata, Mammalia, Tubulidentata, Orycteropodidae. Gene Ontology annotation, molecular function: calcium ion binding. Gene Ontology annotation, cellular component: membrane. Bases 1 to 2373 code for a protein of 790 amino acids. The record is from RefSeq and is a predicted model, not a curated record. The transcript is spliced from 19 exons. Gene Ontology annotation, biological process: homophilic cell-cell adhesion.